This is a messenger RNA of Staurois parvus, 499 nucleotides long. The record is from the annotation of a GenBank genome assembly. NCBI's taxonomy places the organism in Eukaryota, Metazoa, Chordata, Amphibia, Anura, Ranidae.
UGCAGACUGCUUCUACAAACAUUUGUGAAAGAUUGGGUCGCUCUCAGGAGCUCAGUGAAUUCAAGCGUGGGUACUGUGAUAGAUUGCCACCUGUGCAAUAAGUCCAUCUGUGAAAUUUCCUUGUUACUGAAUAUUCCACGGUCAACUCUUAAUGGUAUUAUAACAAAGUGGAAGCAACUGGGAACAACAGCAACUCAGCCACGAAGUGAUAGGUCACGUAAAAUGACAGAGCAGAGUCAGCGCAUGCUGAAGCGCACAGUGCGCAGAAGUCGCCAUCUGCACAGUCAAUAGAUAAAGACCUCCCAACUUCAUGUGGCCUUCAGAUUAGCACAGAAACAGUGUGUAGAGAGCUUCAUAGAAUGGGUUUCCAUCGCCGAGCAGCUACAUUCAAGCCUUACAUCAUCAAGUGCAAUCCAAAGCGUUGGAUGCAGUGGUGUAAAGCACGCCGCCACUGGACUCUAGAGCAGUGACGACAUGUGACCUGCUGUGACCAAUCACA